GUUAACGAGUCGGUUGGUCGAACGGUGAUUGACAAUAAUGGCGACGCAUAUGUACUGAGUUGACUCUAGGGGAACCAUUUGGCAAAGGAAACAUCUUGGAUAGAAAUUCAGUAUCUCAUACAAUGCCCGUGAACAUGAGUCUACGCCCAAAACAACUGCUUCUGCCUGAAGGAAAAGGGACUUGCUACACGGAGUUAGCUUGCUAGCUCGCUCGUUACAUUUAAGCUAGGCACUCGGCUAAACUCGCUAAGUUGAAGAGGUGGCAUUAUUGUGUGUGUAUGUUGGGGGUGAAGGGGCAAUCCAGCUCGCCUUCGAAGAUCUUUGCUAUUUAUCACCUAGGCUGCUUUGAGCAUCUGUCGGGUGAUCGCUUCUCAUUUGGAUAAUCAAAACUGAGAGACGACUCUGACGCUAGCCGUUGUAGUUUUCGAAAGAAAGUGCACUCUGAUCAACAGCCUCUUGAGGCGGCUAGCUCCUUAGCAAGCUAGCCAUUGUUGACCUCCUUCCUGUCGGAACUUGCUCGCGUUUGCCUCUGAGAUCACCCGACAACGCACUGGCAGCUGGCUAGCAUAGGCUGCUAGCUAGCUAACAUAAUAAUUUACUGUGGUAUUACGAUCUCAUUCCGUCAAUGACCACCGGCAGGAAUAACCGCGUGAUGAUGGAAGGAGUUGGGGCCAGGGUGAUCCGCGGACCUGAUUGGAAAUGGGGUAAACAGGAUGGUGGAGAGGGACAUGUUGGCACAGUCAGGAGUUUCGAAAGUCCAGAGGAGGUUGUUGUUGUUUGGGAUAACGGCACAGCUGCCAACUACCGCUGCUCUGGUGCUUACGACGUGAGAAUAUUUGACAGUGCUCCCACAGGCAUCAAGCAUGAUGGGACCAUGUGUGACACAUGCCGUCAGCAGCCUAUUAUUGGGAUUCGCUGGAAGUGCGCUGAAUGCACCAACUAUGAUCUCUGCACAACGUGCUACCAUGGAGACAAGCAUCAUCUAAGACACCGGUUCUACAGGAUCACGACCCCUGGCAGUGAGAGAGUUCUGCUGGAGUCCCGCCGCAAGUCCAAGAAAAUCACAGCCAGGGGGAUUUUCACCGGAGGCCGUGUGGUGAGAGGAGUGGACUGGCAGUGGGAAGACCAGGAUGGAGGCAAUGGGAGGAGAGGAAAGGUGACAGAGAUCCAGGACUGGAGUGCCGCCAGCCCUCACAGUGCUGCCUACGUACUGUGGGACAACGGGGCCAAGAACCUGUACAGAGUUGGCUUUGAGGGAAUGUCGGACCUGAAAUGCGUUCAGGAUGCCAAAGGAGGCUCGUUUUACAGAGACCACUGUCCUGUAUUAGGUGAGCAGAAUGGCAACAGGAAUCCAGGGGGUCUUCAGAUCGGGGACCUGGUCAACAUUGAUCUGGAUCUGGAGAUUGUGCAGUCCCUCCAACAUGGCCACGGGGGAUGGACGGACGGCAUGUUCGAAACCCUCACCACCACUGGCACUGUGUGUGGCAUUGAUGAGGACCAUGACAUUGUGGUUCAAUACCCAAGUGGGAACAGGUGGACAUUCAAUCCGGCUGUGUUGACCAAGGCCAAUGUGGUGCGUAGUGGCGAGGUGGCAGCCGGAGCGGAGGGCGGCAGCUCCCAGUUCCUCGUGGGUGACCUGGUCCAGAUAUGCUAUGAUAUCGACCGCAUCAAGCUGCUGCAGAGAGGCCAUGGAGAGUGGGCAGAGGCCAUGCUUCCGACCCUAGGCAAAGUGGGCCGUGUCCAGCAGAUCUAUUCUGACAGUGACCUGAAGGUGGAGGUUUGCGGCACAUCGUGGACGUACAAUCCUGCCGCUGUCACCAAGGUUGCCCCCUCUGGCUCAGCUGUCACCAACGCCUCAGGAGAACGUCUGUCUCAGCUGCUGAAGAAGCUGUUUGAGACCCAGGAGUCUGGAGACAUCAAUGAGGAGCUGGUCAAGGCAGCAGCUAACGGAGACUUGGCUAAAGUGGAGGAUAUUCUCAAGAGACCCGAUGUGGAUGUGAACGGGCAGUGUGCUGGACACACAGCCAUGCAGGCGGCCAGUCAGAACGGUCACGUGGACGUGCUUAAGCUAUUGCUCAAACACAGUGUGGACCUGGAGGCUGAGGACAAAGAUGGAGACCGGGCAGUACACCAUGCAGCUUUUGGGGAUGAGGGCUCUGUCAUUGAGGUGCUGCAGAGGGGCGGGGCCGACCUGAACGCCCGAAACAAGCGCAGGCAAACGCCACUACACAUUGCUGUCAACAAGGGCCACCUGCAGGUGGUCAAGACCCUGCUGGACUUUGGCUGCCAUCCCAGCCUCCAGGAUUCAGAGGGUGACACGCCUUUGCAUGAUGCCAUCAGCAAGAAGAGAGACGACAUGCUGUCUGUGCUGCUAGAGGCCGGUGCUGAUGUAACAAUCACCAACAACAACGGCUUUAAUGCCCUGCACCACGCUGCACUGAGAGGAAACCCCAGUGCCAUGCGAGUGCUGCUGUCCAAGUUGCCAAGGCCCUGGAUUGUGGAUGAGAAGAAGGACGACGGUUAUACUGCUCUGCACUUGGCUGCCCUCAACAACCACGUUGAGGUGGCGGAACUCCUGGUGCACCAGGGCAGCGCUAGCUUGGACAUCCAGAAUGUCAAUCAGCAGACCGCCUUACACCUGGCAGUGGAGCGUCAACACACCCAGAUAGUCCGGUUGCUGGUGCGUGCAGAGGCCAAACUGGAUGUGCAGGACAAGGAUGGAGACACACCACUUCAUGAGGCUUUGCGUCACCACACUCUAUCCCAGCUGCGCCAGCUCCAGGACAUGCAGGACGUCAGCAAAGUGGAGCCCUGGGAACCCUCCAAGAACACGUUGAUCAUGGGCUUGGGCACUCAGGGAGCAGAGAAGAAGAGUGCAGCAUCUAUCGCCUGCUUCCUGGCGGCUAACGGAGCAGACCUAACCAUCCGUAACAAGAAGGGCCAGUCCCCUCUGGACCUGUGUCCCGACCCCAGCCUCUGCAAGGCUCUAGCCAAAUGCCAUAAGGAGAAAACCAGUGGCCAGGUGGGCUCACGCAGCCCGUCUCUGAACAGCAACAUGGAGUCCCUGGAGGAGUGUAUGGUGUGUUCGGACAUGAAGAGGGACACUCUGUUUGGGCCCUGCGGGCACAUUGCCACCUGCUCCCUCUGCUCACCACGUGUAAAGAAAUGUCUCAUCUGUAAAGAUCAGGUCCAGUCCAGAACCAAGAUCGAGGAGUGUGUGGUUUGUUCCGACAAGAAGGCAGCCGUGUUAUUCCAGCCCUGUGGUCACAUGUGCGCUUGUGAGAACUGUGCCAGCCUCAUGAAGAAGUGCGUACAAUGCCGGGCUGUCGUGGAACGCCGCACCCCUUUCGUCCUUUGCUGCGGAGGGAAAGGUAUGGAGGAUGAUGCCGCUGAUGAUGAUGAUGAUGAGGACCUUACAGGGAGUUCUAACUCAAUGGCAGGGGGGUCGCAGGAUCUUCUUCAGCCCAACAAUCUGGCGCUAAGUUGGUCUAGUGGCAACAUCCCAGCUCUACAGAGAGACAAGGACAACACCAAUGUAAAUGCUGAUGUUCAGAAGCUCCAGCAGCAGCUCCAGGACAUUAAGGAGCAGACCAUGUGUCCAGUGUGCCUGGAUCGGCUGAAGAACAUGAUCUUCAUGUGUGGCCACGGCACCUGCCAGCUGUGCGGGGACCGCAUGAGCGAGUGCCCCAUCUGCCGCAAGGCCAUCGAACGACGCAUCCUCCUCUACUAGGCCCUUCCAGGGACCGCGUCUCUCCCUCAGCCUACGCCAACCACCGCCGCUUCACCCACAACCGCACCAGCUGCUGCUCUUGCUAUCCUCACAGCUCUCAUGUCAACCAGCCAAGGGCAUCCUUCAAUGUCUUGUUACACUACAAACAGUCUUUAGCGCCUAAUGGAAAUCUGUUACAUUAAAAAAAAAUGGGAAAAACAAGAAUGAAGACUUAAAUUUUUUUGUUUUUUUUUUGUUGAUGUUUUCUUUUUUGUUUUUUGUUUUUUCCUUGUGUGUGUCCUAAAUGCAGCCUGUAGCAAUUGCUGUUUUUCUGAGGAUUCACCUAUUUUCAAGGAAAGGUGCUUGCUUUCAAGAUGGGUAGUUGGAUGGCUUAGUUCUCGCUCUCGCUGUCUCUCACACACACCCUUCAUUCUCUCAUCUCUCAGAAUUGAUUUUCGACUUAAUAUAAAAACGGUCUUUUGUUGUUGCCAUUGAAUCUUUGAUGGCAGCCUUGGAUUCAGACCUGAGGGGCACGGCCCUAGAGUCACCAUGGCCCGUCUUUGGACUCCACUGUGGAAGUGGUGCGGGGAAGCCAAGCAAGAGCCAGAGGGAAGAGGUCCUCCUUUGUCGUCUCCGACGUUAAUAUCCUCUGAUACUUGUGUUGAGGGGAGGCCACUGAUGGGAGCUAUAGCUGAGCUAGCACUAAUGUAUUUGUAUUCUCUUAUGCAAGCUAAUCGGUACCAGGAAGCUGCGGACAUGGUUAUUCCCUGCAGUGUUUUACUUAACAGAUCCACCCAGUUUUGCAAAACGCUCCUGAAAUAGUUUGCGGAUCAAUAGGUCCUCUGUUCCCACGUCUCCUAUGUCAAGUUAGGCUUCUGUAGCAUCCUCUGUGCCUACUCUCCUCACAGUUUAAAAGACCUGCUGACAGAAGUUGGCAGUUUUACACCUGCACAUGUCCUCCAAGGUUGGUGUGUGUGCGUGAGAGAUUCAGGCUAAAGCUUAAGUGCUUUUCUGCAGUGACAUUAAAGGUCCACUUCAGCUCACUGAUAAAACACUGAUAGUGGCGUCCAAUGGCUAAGGUAGUACACCACACCUGUAACUUGUUUACCAAGCUCUACCAAGAACGGUGGCGCGCACACACAGUGUUGCAACAGUUCUUUGGCUGUGGUUUCUAGCUUGGCGAGUGGAGAAGGCAAGACAAACACAACACUCAAUCUUCUUGUUGAGUGAAUAGCUCCUGUUGUACUUGUUGGCUGCCGAGCACACACACAUUCACACAAUGCGAACAUUUGUAUAACAAGAGUGUCUCGUCACAACUUGAUGUUAAACCAUUUUGGGUGUUGUCUGACGGAAAUCCUAUGAUUCUUUGAGCAUUGCUAAUUACCAUUGAUUACUCUGUGCCAUUUGUUUCCAAAAAAUGUAUUUGUGUUGGGAUAAGGUGCUCUUAACCUUUUAUUACUUUUUUUAAUUAUUAUUUAAAUGUAUUUCCUUUUUACAAAAUCAGCAUUUAUUCAGCUAGAGCGUACAAUCUAUUUGAACACAAAGAUUUUAAGUGUAGAAAAUAAAUUAUUUUGUAUUGUUCGUUGCCCAAACAAAAUAGGAUCUGUAGGUAUCGCUGCCUCCUCGAUAUGUAGCCUCAAAGCGUCUGAAAAUGUUCUGCUUUGGGUGUCCACGUUGACUUUUUGAUUUUGUGUUCGUUUCUUUCUCUCUGUUCCGGGUUCGUUCCUUCGUGUUAACUCUAGCAUUCAUUAUUAGUUCGUUUUGUUUCUUAACAAGGUCUCUGCAAGCCCUUUUUGUUUUUGUUUUUUUGUUUUUGUGCAUUUGUACGAUGAUAAAAAAUAUAUUCUCUCGUCGACACUAGCUCUUCUUCUCGCCAGUGUUCAUGUCGAAGGAGAGCUUGGCGCUCCGGCCAACUUCCGGCCGAGCCCCGCUGUGAUAAAGACACUACAGAAGACCCGGAGAGGGGUGAGCAGCGCGCGUUUGUCCUGCGCAAGCGCACAUCGUUUUUUUUCUUUUUUUUCUUAAGCACAGGGAGUGACUGACAACGAGUUUUUACUUCUUUUCACACUGACCAUGACGACACUGAAAGCUAGAAACACUAAUAUGCUUUACAGUAGUGGUUUUCUUACGGUUGUUACGAAUGGCUUAUUUUUGGAUACUUAUAAAACUGUCCUGGUGGGGAAAAUGUUUCAGUAGUAUUUCGUUUUUUUUCCCGGCAUGAAUGUUUUGAUGUAUGCAGUAAAAACAUGUAUAACAUGAAAGCCGCUCACUCUGUAUUGCUAAUAAGUGCUUUUACAAACAACCAUCAAGCUGAAAUAAAGUUCUGACUGAACACUGA
This is a messenger RNA of Lampris incognitus (smalleye Pacific opah), 6047 nucleotides long. It is a transcript of the gene mib1, whose product is annotated as MIB E3 ubiquitin protein ligase 1. Gene Ontology annotation, molecular function: zinc ion binding; ubiquitin-protein transferase activity; protein binding. Bases 626 to 3730 code for a protein of 1034 amino acids. Gene Ontology annotation, biological process: protein ubiquitination. The transcript is spliced from 22 exons. Lineage: Eukaryota; Metazoa; Chordata; Actinopteri; Lampriformes; Lampridae. Gene Ontology annotation, cellular component: cytoplasm. The record is from RefSeq and is a predicted model, not a curated record.